Molecule: messenger RNA, 3804 nt
Organism: Colius striatus (speckled mousebird)
Lineage: Eukaryota; Metazoa; Chordata; Aves; Coliiformes; Coliidae
Product: ubiquitin-associated protein 2-like
Exons: 24
Coding region: 189-3092 (967 amino acids)
Cellular component (GO): nucleus; cytoplasm
Molecular function (GO): protein binding
Source: RefSeq, a predicted model, not a curated record
GGGUAGAAGGGUCGGUGGAUCGGGGCGCGUUGGUGCCGUGUGAGGGCUGAGGCGCACGGGGCGGGGUAGGGUGGCAGCAGCAGGUGAAUGUGCAACGCGAGGCCACGCCGGUCUCACGCGUGCGUGGAGGAGGAACAAACGAGAGAGAUUUUCUAUUUUGUACAUACGUUGUUUUGUAUAUACUGUAAAUGAUGACUUCCGUGGGCAGUGAACGUUCCCGGGGUACUUGGGCCAAAAUACAAAUUUCAACCACUCAGCCAACGCAAUCACAGAAACAAGCAGUACAGGCAACAGCAGAACAGAUUCGCCUUGCUCAGAUGAUCUAUGAUAAGAAUGACACAGAUUUUGAAGAUAAAGUGAAACAACUUAUGGAAGUGACGGGGAAAAACCAGGAUGAGUGCAUAGUGGCACUACAUGAUUGUAACGGCGAUGUGAACAGAGCAAUCAACCUACUGCUGGAAGGAAGUUCAGACACGACUUCUUGGGAGACUGUAGGGGGAAAGAAGAAAAGCCUUGGAAAGGAAAAUUCGGAAAACAAAGAGAACAGAGAAAAACGAGGGGACAGAGAAGUGAGUCGUGGACGGGGAAGUUCCAACAGACGGGGAAGAGGAGGCAGCCGUGGCCGAGAGUUUAGAGCUGAAGAGAAUGGAGUGGACAACGAUCAAGGAGACAGGCCUUCAGACCGUGGGAAACGUGGCCGUGGGAGAGGGUUUGGACGUGGUAGAGAGAGAGGAGCAGGGAGAUUUUCAGCCCAAGGCAUGGGGACAUUUAACCCUGCAGACUAUAUGGAGUCUUCUGCCACUGAUGGCUUUGGGACAAAAUCAGAGGUUUGUGAGACUGGUCAGAAUGAUGCAGAUGAUGGAACUGGAGCAUGGAAAAACUCAAUAGAAGAAUGGGCAGCAGAAGACUGGAAUGAAGACACAUCCUCAGAUUCUUCCAUUUGCUUAGUUCUCACGAUUCAUCGGUGUUAUCUUUCUGAAACAAAAAUUUUCACUUCUUCCUCUGUUCCAGCUGAGAAUCAUGUGAUGCCUGGGCAAAGCACUGAUUUGGUAACACUGCUUCAGAAGCCUGUGACUUCUGCACAAGAGACAAAAGGCAACUCAUUUGAGGCUUCCCAGCAGCAGACCUUUGGCCAAGCCCUAGUCUUCACAAAUUCUCAGCACAGCACCCAGAUGGCAUCAGGAAAUGGCAGCUCCAGUGCUAUAAACGAUUAUUCUUCUCAAAGUCUGUCUGUAGUUCUUUGUUCCAGCUUUGGAGAACUCAGAACGUCUAAAUUGGCAAACUCUACAGGAUCUCAAAUCUUGGACCGAUCGAAAUCUCCAAGAUUGGGUCAGUUUGCCUCUCAACAAAACAAUAGUAGCUCUACUACAACUACCACAACUACCACAUCAUCCUGGGAUCUAAAACUACCCAUUACUCAGUCCUCAGUCCUUAGUCAGUUUGACAUUAAAUCCCAGCCUGAACCAUCCCCAGUUCUGAGUCAGCUGACCCAACAACAGUAUCAGCAAACACAGACAGUUCCUGUUCCUCCUUCUGGGAUGGAGUCCUCCUCCUCCCAGGUAAAACUCCAAGAGCCAUUGCCAGUAGACACCUCUACAGCUGUUAGCAAAAUGUUGCAACUCCCCACUAUAUCUAUGGAUAACCAGGCAGUGACUGCCCACCAAACCCAGCAGAAACAGAUAAAACCACCAAAACGAAGAGUAACUCCAGCAUCCAAGAUUCCUGCCUCUGCAGUGGAGAUGCCUGGAUCAGCAGAUGUGACAGGAUUAAAUGUUCAGUUUGGAGCUCUGGAGUUUGGAUCAGAGCCUGCACUCCCAGAGUUUGCAUCAACCAGACAGGCAACCAACAAUAGCUUGUACUCAAAAUCUGUGAAGUGCAUUGAUCCUUUGAAUACCUCUUUGCCAAUAUCCAAUACAGUACAGGAGUCCACCUACACAACCUCUGCCAUCACCUCUUCCAGUCUAACCUGCUCAUCCCAGAGUAUUAGCCCAGUAACAACAACUUCCUCCUAUGACCAGACAUCUGUUCAUAGUAGGAUAGUGUACCAAAGCUCCAUAGCUCCAUCUGAAUCAACCCAUGUUGCUGUUAUGAAUGGGCAUAAUGGUGUUAGAACACAAUCAACUCUUGACACUAUUUCAUCAGUUCCAGUGCCUAAGACAGAGCCUUCUCCUUCACUACCUUCUGCUGGUUCUCUGCCUAGUGUGGUAUCCACUGCUGCUUCACUUCUGCCUUCAACAUCGCAGCAUGUGGUAACAUUGCCCAGCUUGCCACAGUCGGGUGAUUUGGCCAGCAACUCACUUUCCCAGUUAAGCAGGUCAAAUGGUGAAUUAAGACUUAUUAGAAGAGCUGAGGAGAGUGGCUCCCUUUCCAAUCAUCAGAGCAGCCUCUCCCCUGCCUCAGUGUUGUCUUCAAGCACAUCACAUGCACACACUAGUGUUGAGAACACAACUUCUUCACUCCAGCCCUCAACAACCUUUUCAACUGCUUCAACCUCAGCCACUAGCACCACCUCUUCAUUUAUCAACAUGGCAAGCAGUAUGAACACUACAAACGUCUUUGGCCUGAGCAUUACCAGUGUGUCUCUACCAGCUGCUACCACACGAGCAGCUCCCUUAUUGUGUUCAGGAAAAGCUCCCCCAAACCUGCCCCAAGGCGUACCACCCUUGUUGCAUAACCAGUAUAUUGUGGGACCUGGAGGUCUUCUACCUGCCUACCCACAGAUUUAUGGUUAUGAUGAUCUCCAGCUGCUUCAAUCCAGGCUACCAAUGGCUCUCAGGUCCUGCCAGGAACUUGGUCCAACAUGGGCUUCCCAGAGUCACAGCUUCCUUCAGGCAUCCACCCGCUCCGGUGUGGGGUCCUCCACGAGCUGCGAGUGGAUCUCUGCUGCCCCACAGUCCUCCAUGGGCUGCAGGGGCACAGCUGCUUCACCAUGGUCUUCAGCACAGGUCACAGGGGAGUCUCUCUUCCAGUGCCUGGGCACCUUCUCCCCCUCCUUCUCCACUGACCUUGGUGUCUGCAGAGAUGUUAUUCUCACUCCCUGUUGCUGCUGCCAUUUAUCAACUGCGCAACAACUUCUUCCCCUUCUCAAAUAGGUGAAUCACAGAGGCGCUACCUCCAUCACUAAUUGGCCAGGCCUGGGUCAGCUGCAGGGUCUAUCUUAGAAUUGAUUGGCAUUAGCCCUAUCAGCUACAGGGGAAGCUUCUGGCAGAUCUUUGUUUAAAGAAGCCUCCCCUAUAGCUUCCCCCCCACCCCCGCUACCAAAAUCUGGCCCAGGCAAAACCACUACAUACACAAAAAAUUAAAAUUAAAAAAGGAUGAGAGAAAGCUUAAACAAACACUGGUUUGAAUUUUCUUAUUUUAUUAAUGGUGCCAAACCCCAUUUUCUUUGUACACCCCACUGGAUUUUCUGAGGUCCCCUCUAACAUUGUUUAAAUAAAUUUUCCACUCUUCAGUAGUAACACUCUCCAUUUAAUUUUUUUCUAUGUGUGUGUUGCUUUCCUAGCUGACAUUUCGACUUAUAGAAAACAUAUUAUGGUACAGGGAUUUAGACUACAUCCACAUUGCGAUUACUGCCCCAGUCUGACUGUGGCUCUUUGACCCCCUCAUGGUCUGUUGCUCUUCCAGGUGCAGUCUUGAUGGAAGAUGACAGCUGAGGGUUGGGAGGGGAAAACAUUUAGGCAUUGUCUUUAAUUUACUGUUAAGAAAUUAAGUAUUUGUACAUAAUCUACUUUUUAUUUUUUAAAUAUUUAUUUUCAAGGUGAGGAUCCAGGUACAUCCAGCUCUGCUAGAAGGGAGAAUCUCAGA